This is a messenger RNA of Microthlaspi erraticum, 579 nucleotides long. The record is from the annotation of a GenBank genome assembly. Lineage: Eukaryota; Viridiplantae; Streptophyta; Magnoliopsida; Brassicales; Brassicaceae.
AUGCCUCUUAAAAAGCUACAAGAGAAAGGUUUUCUAGAGAAGAACAAACUGAUAGUUAAAGUGGAAGUUAAAGUAGUUGAAGUUGUUGAUCAAGGAGAUGCCACCGGGAACGUGAUAUUCGAUUAUAAUGGUUUCCAAAUUCUUUCUUCUCAGGUUAUAUCAGUGAGUAGGCUGUUCAUGAAGCACCCGGACGUUGCAGUAAAUUUCAGACUCUCGAACCAGUUAGUGAAGACAACUUACAUGAAUAUCCUCCUCGGUCUUAUCGAGACACUGAACAAGCCUCCACGUAGCAUCUCCGAGACUGAGCUAGGAAACGCUCGCAGCGAUUUAAUCGAUCUAACACAAGCAGGGUUCAAGCUAGACUGGUUGAAGAAAAAACUUAAUGAGGUUUCCUUGGAGAGGAAGAAGAAUGCUGAUGGUAUUCGAUUCCAAGAACUUGAGGAACAAAUCAAGAAUCUUAAAGCUGAACUGAACAAGGAGAAGGUCAAAUAUGCUGCUAAAUUUCUGUCCUUGGAGCAGACAGUGUCGGAUCUUAAAGAUGAGAUGAACAAGAAGCGGAAUACCAUCAGCUUAUCAUGA